Beta vulgaris subsp. vulgaris (sugar beet) is the source of this 1469-nucleotide messenger RNA. RefSeq names its product protein PALE CRESS, chloroplastic. The record is from RefSeq and is a predicted model, not a curated record. Bases 271 to 1227 code for a protein of 318 amino acids. Gene Ontology annotation, cellular component: amyloplast; proplastid; chromoplast. Lineage: Eukaryota; Viridiplantae; Streptophyta; Magnoliopsida; Caryophyllales; Amaranthaceae. Gene Ontology annotation, biological process: leaf morphogenesis; chloroplast organization; cellular response to light stimulus. The transcript is spliced from 7 exons.
UGAAGACUGUAGUAGAACUACUUAAUUUCUCUCUCGCACCGCAACGCAGCCUCGCACUUGGUAAUGUGACUACUGCUUCCUCCUCGGUGGAAUAUCAUCUUUCCAGACUUCGCUCCCUCCAAAUUCCAAUAGUCAAAUCUUCAAAAUUUCUCAAAACUCAACUAUCCAAUUCUAAAGAUAACAAAGAAACACGGGUUUACAACAGAUAAAAUCGGGCAGAUUUUGUACACAUAAAAAAACACCCCAUUUAAGCUUCUGAAUCCAGCAGUAAUGGCAGCAAAAGGGUUCCAUUUGACUUACCCAUUUCUCUCACACCAUCAGAUUACACACUUUGCUACGCCACUCAUUACAAUCAAUCUCUCUCCUCUUGUUAAGCAACAAAUUUCUUCUCCUGCAGCACUUUUGAGGUGGACAAAGAAAAACGAAGAGCAAGAUUUGCAGGAAUUACCCCCAGGUUUAUCUCCAGAGUUUUAUGAUGAUAAUUGGCAGGCACAACAGCGCGAAAAGACCAAAGAACUUCAUAGAAAACGCCUAGAAGAGGAUGAAGAAGAGGAAAAGAAGGUCCAAGAAUACCGUGAAAUUGGCACACGUCUGAAAAGCUUCCCAGAUGAAGAUGUUAGAAAAGCAAGAAAACUGGUUUCAAGCUUUAUCAGGGCUGAAGAAGAAGUAGAAGAGAAAAUUGAAGAAGCUGCUGAGAGAGGGGAGCUCGACGAACUUGUGCUAAUGGUCAUCUGGAAUCGACUUGAUCUUGCUAGAAGAGAUGAGGAGAAGGACGCAAUCAGAAGUUUGGAUCUCCUGUACAGGAGGGUUGAGACUGAGAUUUUGAAACGAGAGGCUUCACCUGCCAUGAGAUUGCUCAACGAUCUUUUGAAUAUGCACGAUGGAUUUGAUGAUGAAGGCUGGCUAAAGGAGUGUAAGAAGCUCAUGAUUAAGACAUUUCCUCGAGAGGAUCCUUUCAGCAUCAUUGUUCCCACAGGUUUCAACAUAGAAGAGCAUCAAGGCCCAUUACGUCCACCAUUGGAGACUGACGAGGUUUUUUUGAGGGUAGAUUUCGUAAGAGAGGUUAAUGUGUUGCUACAAGAGGUGAGAGCGGAACAACAGGAAGUACAGAAUGCACAAGGUUUUGAUCCAGAAUCUAUAGCAGCUCGGUUGAAGCACCAAGAGAAGCAACGAGCUAUUCGACAAGUCGAAUUGCUGCUAGAGCUUGCCAUCAACUUGCAAUGGUAAUGGACAGAUCCUCUCCGUCCUGAAGGACAUAAAUGGUUGGACUUGUACAGAAACUUGACAUAGCUCCCCUCUUAAAUCAGAAAUUUAGUGGUAUAUUACUGCUUGAAAUGUUUGUAAAAUUAAUUGUGAGCUUUCAUUGUUUCACUAGCCACUAGGAGUUUAGUUUAGAAUCUUUUUCAUAUAUUAUAUAUAUAUAGUCAUGUUUCUACAAGCUUACAAAGAAGGUACGUUUUCUUUUCUAA